Molecule: messenger RNA, 627 nt
Organism: Thecamonas trahens ATCC 50062
Lineage: Eukaryota; Apusomonadida; Apusomonadidae
Exons: 2
Coding region: 1-627 (208 amino acids)
Source: RefSeq, a predicted model, not a curated record
AUGCAUCCCCUCCUUCCCGUCCUCCUGGCCCUGCUGGCCAUCGCCACUGCCGCACACGCCCGCGCUCUGGCAUCGGGCAGCUCGACGUUCUGGUACUCGCUCCUCGACAGCAACUCGGUCUCCAUCGAGUGCAGCAGCUCGCAGCCGCAGCCGUGUCCGAACCAGGCCACUGUGCUCUUUGCCCGCAACGCAUCGUCCGAGGUGUCUUACGACAGCGGUGGCUCGUGCACAGCCCGCUGCCUCCAUGGCCGGCUGUGUGCGGGAUCGGGCAACGUGCAUUGCUCCACCACGCCGCCGAACCUUCUUGCACGGAUGGCAGACGCCCGCGAGGCCGGUCUGUGUCCGGCCGCCCCGCCGUCGAGUCCGGAAGCGAUGCGUACGCUGGCAGAUGCCGCCGUGGCGCGAGCAAACGCGCGUCACCGGCCACGCCGCCAGCCACGUGGCUCGGCAACGCUGUAUGUGUACGAGAUUAGCGCGGAGGCGCGGCUGUUGUUCUGCUGGGGCGGGAAUCCACUGUGGAUGAUCGAGUCGACCCCGGUCGGUGGCGUCUCGCUCGUCUUUACCAGUUACGCGCCGUCGCCCCGGGCUGGCGUCUCGUACGAUGUUCCCAGUGGGUGCAUCUGCUGA